UAUAGAGCCGGGGUGCUCGGCCCGCCCCGCGCAGGCAGCGGCAGUGGAGAGGCAGCCCUGCUGCAAAGUCAGGCGGAGUCAGCGUCAUCGUCGCUGCUGCAGGCUGCCCGCACCUGUCCCAGCCACCACCGCAGAGAGAGGGGCCACAGAGACGCCAGGGCCCCAGGGGAACCGCACCAGGCAAGGACGAGGCCGGCCGGAUGGGCAGCGCCAUGGAGCCCCCCGGGGGGGGGUAUCUGCACCUAGGCGCCGUGACAUCCCCUGUGGGCACGGCCCGAGUCCUGCAGCUAGCCUUUGGCUGCACAACCUUCAGCCUGGUGGCCCACCGGGGAGGCUUCGCGGGCGUCCAGGGCACCUUCUGCAUGGCUGCCUGGGGCUUCUGCUUCGCCCUCUCUGGCCUCGUGGUGGCCUGCGAGUUCACCCGGCUGCACAGCUGCCUGCACCUGUCCUGGGGCAACUUUACAGCGGCCUUCGCCAUGCUAGCCACGCUGCUGUCCGCCACGGCUGCCGUCCUCUACCCCCUGUACUUCGCCCGGCUGCAGUGCCCCCCCGAGCCCGAGGGCUGCACGACCAGGGACUUCCGCCUGGCAGCCAGCGUCUUUGCGGGGCUCCUCUUCCUGGCCUAUGCCGCGGAGGUAGCCCUGACCCGGGCCCGGCCGGGCCAGGUGGCCAGCUACAUGGCCACGGUCUCGGGGCUCCUCAAGAUCGUCCAGGCCUUCGUGGCCUGCAUCAUCUUUGGGGCCCUGGUCUACGACAGCCGCUAUGGGCGCUACGUGGCCACCCAGUGGUGUGUGGCCGUCUACAGCCUGUGCUUCCUGGCCACGGUGGCUGUGGUGGCCCUGAGCGUGACGGGCCACACAGGGGGCCUGGGAUGCCCCUUCGACCGUCUGGUGGUGGUGUACACCUUUCUAGCCGUGCUCCUCUACCUCAGCGCGGCUGUGAUCUGGCCUGUCUUCUGUUUCGACCCCAAGUACGGGGAGCCCGGGCGGCCCCCCGACUGCCCCCGAGGCAGCUGCUCCUGGGACAGCCAGCUGGUGGUGGCCACCUUCACCUACGUCAACCUGCUCCUGUAUAUCGCUGACCUCGCCUACUCCCAGAGGAUCCGCUUCGUGCCCAGCCUGUAGCUGCCCGCCCACCCAUGGUCUCCAGGGGCUCCAGGCACCAUGAGGGGGACCCAGGUGAACCAAGACCCCCAGGAAGCAAGCCAGAGGGAGGCAACCGGCGGAACCGCUCCCGGAUUUCUGGCCAGGCUUGGGGGCGGGGGGGACGGGAGGCAGAGGGACAGAAGGCCCUGAGCAGGCCACAGGCAAGGGUCCUCCCCCAGGCAGCUCCCAGCCCUUCUCCCUGUCUCUUUGUCUCUCUCCCUGUGUAUCUCUCUUAUCUCUGUCUGUAUCUCUCUCUCUGUCUCCCUCCAUUUCCUGGCCCUCCCUGAUGCAGUGCCACCCACCGUAACAAGAGAAGCUUUUGAACCAGGUGCUGUUGUGACCCACUUUAUAGAUGGGGACACAAAGGCUAGGGUUUUGGAGGCAGCCCCAUGUGCCCAUCAGCGUCUGGAGACCCUGUCCAGGCCGUGACCUAAGUAGAGUUGAAAAGGGGACAGUUCCCAGGGGUGUGGGAUGGACAGCUGUCUCAACAGGGCGCUGCUGGGGGGCUCUGUGCCACCUCAAAGAGAAGGAACCAGGCAUAGGGAUCCCACCGUGCCCAUCUCUGAGUGGCCGUAAGAAGAACAGGAAUCACGGCCUGGUCAUACGGGGCAGCUUCAGCAGGCCAGAGACAGUGCCGGGGACCUGCAGGGACCCUCAGAGGGCUGGCGGCACCCUCGAACGCAGAAUGUGGGGAAGAAGCUGGGUUUCCACACCGGGAGGGAGUGCCCACCAGGCCCCCACCAUCAGCCCCAGGGCAGCAGCUUCUGCAGUGCCCACUGUGGGCCCCCAGCAGGCAAGUCUGGGGUAGCCCUGACCCAGGGGGAGGGCCCAGCCUAGGGCAGCCACUGGGUCAUAGAGCCCGGGCCCCGGACACCUCCAUAGUACUCACAGGCCUGUGACCUCCGCUUGAGUAUCCGUUCACCUGGCCGCUGAUCACCAGAGCCCACAGGGGCUGUUACCCUCCUCAGUCCAGCCCGCUUCUCCUGCUCGAGAGCCCAGCCAGGGCCACCCCAGAUCAAGCCGCUGGCUGCCCCUGAGUACAGCAGCCCCGUGGCCCAUCCCUGGGGGCAGGAAAUAAAUGCUAAUGUUUGCAUCCUG
Molecule: messenger RNA, 2243 nt
Organism: Lutra lutra (Eurasian river otter)
Lineage: Eukaryota; Metazoa; Chordata; Mammalia; Carnivora; Mustelidae
Gene: MYADML2
Product: myeloid associated differentiation marker like 2
Exons: 1
Coding region: 201-1124 (307 amino acids)
Cellular component (GO): membrane
Source: RefSeq, a predicted model, not a curated record